This is a messenger RNA of Staurois parvus, 771 nucleotides long. NCBI's taxonomy places the organism in Eukaryota, Metazoa, Chordata, Amphibia, Anura, Ranidae. The record is from the annotation of a GenBank genome assembly.
AUGCAGACUAGUGACCCUGACCUUUGUGUUUUGCAGUUAGUGAAGACAGCAGAUCUCGACCCUCGACAAAACUAUGUGGUAGGUUUCCACCCUCAUGGUGUUCUGGUGGCUGGAGCCUUCACCAAUUUCUGUACAGAGGCCACUGGGUUCCCUGAGCUGUACCCCGGGAUUACACCAUACCUGCUGAUGUUACCCCUCUGGUUCAGAGCGCCAUUCUUUAGAGACUACAUUAUGGCUGGUGGACUGAUCCCCUCUGACAAAGAAAGUGCUUCCUAUUUGCUGAAGAACAAGAAGGGUGGAAACGCCAUAGUCAUUGCAGUGGGUGGAGCACCAGAGUCACUGGACGCGCGACCUGGUGCUUUUACAUUGCUACUAAAAAACAGGAAAGGAUUUAUCAGGCUGGCAAUACAACAUGGGGCUUCCUUGGUUCCAGUGUUUUCCUUUGGGGAAAAUGAGCUCUUUGACCAGGUGGAUAAUCCCAAAGGCUCCUUCCUCAGAAAAGUGCAGGAGAAGAUGCAGAAGAUCAUGGGGGUGGCUUUGCCAUUGUUCCAUGCUCGAGGAGUUUUUCAGUACAGCUUUGGAUUGAUUCCCUAUCGGAGACCAAUUCACACCAUUGUUGGAAAGCCGAUCAAAGUGACAGAAAAUGCGACCCCAUCGGAUGAAGAGGUGGACAAGCUGCACAAGCUCUACACGGAGAAACUGAGUGAAGUGUUUGAGGAACACAAGACUCAAUUUAACGUCCCAGCUGACAAACAUCUAACCUUCAUAUAA